AUGAACUUCCUUGCUACUCUGGCCCUCCUCGCCGCCACCGCCACCGCUAGCCCCGCGAUAAAGACAUUCACCUUACAGACCACGGGCGCUUCUAACAGCAGCUUGAACGGCCUGUAUCUUACCACCAGGUCUACCGGCCCGCUAAACAGCUUGGCGGUGUUUACUGGUGGCGCCGAGGACGCAGCGACAUUCUACCUGAAGAACGGUACGGUGCGGUACCAGGCGGAGAACGGCGCGCCGUGGGCCAUUGCUCUCGUUUCCGAGGAUGAUCGCAAGUCUCCUGUUGAGGUGAGCGUGAGUCCCACGACCGGUAGCACUGGCUUCGGCUUUGCCAGCGAUGGCGACCUGGAGACAUCGAACAAGAACUGGGGUGGCUGGCUUGCUUGCACUGACAGUGCCCUGUACUAUGUCAACCUUGCCCAGACUGGCAGCUACACUGGUUGCGACACUGUCGAACUCCAGGCAUCCUCUUAG
This is a messenger RNA of Penicillium odoratum, 474 nucleotides long. RefSeq lists its product as uncharacterized. The transcript has 3 exons. The record is from RefSeq and is a predicted model, not a curated record. Lineage: Eukaryota; Fungi; Ascomycota; Eurotiomycetes; Eurotiales; Aspergillaceae. The coding region runs from base 1 to 474 and encodes 157 amino acids.